UCACGAAAGAGAGUCCCCGGAAGGGGCUGGAGAUAGGGUUUAGCAAGUGUGCGACCCUACUAGGUUGGUGUGGGACGCAGCAGGCGGCGAGAUGUCCUGGGCCGGCCUUCUCCGCGGCCUCACCACGUCCCUCAGUCGUGGCCUGGCCCUAGGUCCCCAGCUCUGGGCCACACGUUCCAUGGCCACCCUGAACCAGAUGCACCGCUCAGGCCGCCCGAAGGAACCCCCUAAGCGUCUGGGUCCCACAGAGGGCCGGCCCCAGCUGAAGGGUGUGGUGUUACGCACAUUCAUCAGAAAGCCAAAGAAGCCCAACUCGGCCAACCGCAAGUGCUGCCGAGUGCGCCUCAGCACAGGCAAAGAGGCUGUCUGCUUCAUCCCCGGGGAGGGCCACACCCUGCAGGAGCACCAUGUGGUCCUCGUGGAGGGCGGUCGGACUCAAGACCUGCCCGGGGUUAAACUCAAAGUUGUGAGGGGCAAGUAUGACUGUGGCCACGUGCAAAAGAAGUGACCGUGAUUGACAGUGGUCAGGCAUUGGGUCCCCAGAAACCACUUCUUCUUGCUCUAGGGACCGCUACUCUUGGACUCAAAUCUUGCUCCGACUCAUCAAGACUGCUAUAAAUCUGCCAACGUUCUGGAGGUGAACUGGAAAGAAGCGCCCUUCUACCCACUCCCUUGGCUUGUGUGUUCAGUAUCCACAGGUGGGAGCUCAUUGCUGGGUGGGAGUUGAAUAAACACCUGCAGCUUGUGGUGUCGA
Molecule: messenger RNA, 754 nt
Organism: Microtus oregoni (creeping vole)
Lineage: Eukaryota; Metazoa; Chordata; Mammalia; Rodentia; Cricetidae
Gene: Mrps12
Product: mitochondrial ribosomal protein S12
Exons: 3
Coding region: 92-508 (138 amino acids)
Biological process (GO): translation
Cellular component (GO): small ribosomal subunit; ribosome
Molecular function (GO): structural constituent of ribosome
Source: RefSeq, a predicted model, not a curated record